GUCGUAAUCCGAGAGCCGCUCAGCCCCAAUAGCGGGGCAGUGCAGCCUUACUCCGGUCAACUAACCUUGCCAGGGCUAGUGGCUAGCAAUGCCUUGAUUAGCCCGACAACUUCUCCGUUUAGCUCAAUCUUCACUGGGCUACUACAAAAGCAACGGACCCCCCGAGACAGUUCAACCUAUCAAUCCCAGUUCAAAAAUCUGCCACCAUGAAGUUGACACUCCCCGUUGCCCUCCUUUCUCUUACGACCUCCGUUGUCGCCUCCCAGAAAUCCCUGGCAGACCCCUCCGCAAGCGAAGUUGACUCGCGCAAGCCCUCCAACCCAGAUUUCCAGAUCUCCGCCAGCGAUUCCCUGACAAAUAUCAUUGGCAUCGAACCCAUCCUCAGCUCGGACUCCGAGUCCACCCAAGAUAAGAAAUGCGCCUCUAAGGAAGAAAUCGCCCAGGGAUUCGGCAAGGCCUGGGCAGAGGCCGUACGCGAGCAGCAGCAACAGCCCCCGAAUGCAAUCCCAACGAUCACCAUCAACCUCGAGGAUUUUGAGGAGAAGCAAUGCGAUUACUUCGAGCGGGUGUAUGAUGGAUGGCGGUUCACGUAUUCAUCGAAAAUGACGGACUGCGAUUACACCAGCUUGAGUCAGACGGUGGGCAAAGCCGUGAAGGAGUUUAUCGACAAGAAGCAUUACAAGAGCUGUCGGAGGGAUUGCGAUACGAUGUGCAUGCGGUUUGAUGAGGGCGGUCCGUGGGAUGGCUAUGUCAGAUUGGGCAAGAAGGACAAGUUUGAUGCUGAGGCGUAUUGUGGGCCAAGCCUGAAUUUGGUUCCGAAUCGGCUGUAGAUAUCUUUGGGAUUGGAAUGAGACUGGUGAUUGAUGCAGGUCACCUGAUCCCUUGCCCUGUCUCUACAUAGAGCUAUCCUCUAUAGCAGCCUUAGCCAAUAAGACCAACAAGCAUCACCCCUAAA
Molecule: messenger RNA, 955 nt
Organism: Aspergillus ibericus CBS 121593
Lineage: Eukaryota; Fungi; Ascomycota; Eurotiomycetes; Eurotiales; Aspergillaceae
Exons: 1
Coding region: 207-830 (207 amino acids)
Source: RefSeq, a predicted model, not a curated record